This is a messenger RNA of Ceratotherium simum simum (southern white rhinoceros), 3155 nucleotides long. It is a transcript of the gene ZNF512B, whose product is annotated as zinc finger protein 512B. Gene Ontology annotation, molecular function: zinc ion binding. Lineage: Eukaryota; Metazoa; Chordata; Mammalia; Perissodactyla; Rhinocerotidae. The record is from RefSeq and is a predicted model, not a curated record.
CAGGCGCCGCGAGCGGCCCUUCCGGGGCCAGGCCGGGCCCGCACCCCGGCCGCAGGUGACAGAGAUGACCGAUCCCUUCUGUGUUGGAGGAGGCCGCCGGCUCCCAGGGUCCAGCAAGAGUGGACCUGGGAAGGAUGGCGGCCGGAACGAGGUCCGACUUCCCGUGCUGCAUGACCCACCGAAGCUGGGGAUGCCGGUGGUCAGGGGCGGGCAGACGGUGCCCAGCCAGGCCCCACUCUGCUUUGACCCGGGAAGUCCGGCCAGCGACAGGACAGAAGGGAAGAAAAAGGGACGUCCGAAAGCUGAAAACCAGGCCCUCCGAGACAUUCCCCUCUCCCUGAUGAACCAGUGGAAAGAUGAAUUCAAGGCACACUCAAGGGUGAAGUGUCCAAACUCGGGGUGCUGGCUGGAGUUCCCCAGCAUCUACGGGCUCAAGUACCAUUACCAGCGGUGCCAAGGGGGUGCCAUCUCAGAAAGGCUGACCUUUCCCUGCCCCUUCUGCGAGGCUGCAUUCACCUCUAAGACCCAGCUUGAGAAGCACCGGAUUUGGAACCACAUGGACCGACCCCUGCCUGCCCCCAAGCCUGGACCAGUCAGCCGGCCAGUCACCAUCAGCCGGCCCGUCGGGGUCAGCAAGCCCAUUGGAGUGAGCAAACCUGUCACUGUUGGCAAACCCGUGGGUGUCAGUAAACCCAUUGGCAUCAGCAAGCCAGUGACGGUCAGCAGGCCUGUGCCGGUCGCCAAGCCAGUGACGGUCAGCAGGCCUGUGCCGGUCGCCAAGCCAGUGACGGUCAGCAGGCCUGUGCCGGUCGCCAAGCCAGUGACGGUCAGCAGGCCUGUGCCGGUCGCCAAGCCAGUGACGGUCAGCAGGCCUGUGCCGGUCGCCAAGCCAGUGACGGUCAGCAGGCCUGUACCGGUCACCAAGGCUGUGCCGGUCGCUAAGCCAGUGACGGUUAACAAGCCAGUGCCGGUCACCAAACCCGUGCCAGUCACCAAACCGGUGACCGUCAACAAACCAGUGCCAAUGACAAAGCUUGUGACAGUUACAAAACCUGUGCCAGUCACAAAGCCGGUGACGGUCAGCAGGCCCAUUGUGGUCAGUAAGCCGGUGACGGUCAGCAGGCCCAUUGCCAUUGGCAGACACACACCACCCUGCAAAAUGGUGCUGCUGACCAAGCCUGAGAGCAAAACUCCUCGUGCGGCGGGGAGGAGCAGUGGUAAGAAAAGGGCUGCGGACAGCCUGGAUGCCUGCCCUGUCCUGCCCAAGCAGGCGAGGCCGGAGAAUGGGGAGUGCGGCCCGUCCACCACAGGCCAGGGCUCAGCCUUCCAGCUGAGCACAGACCGCAGUGGCGGCCCCCUUUCCCUGGGCAGUGGGCCCUUGGGAGGCAAGGAGGCGCCGAAGGCUGCAGGCCCUGGGUCUCCGCCUGAGGAGAGCAUGGAGCGCACGAAGCACAGAAGGAAACAGAAAACACCCAAGAAGUUUACGGGGGAGCAGCCGUCCAUCUCAGGGACCUUUGGACUCAAAGGCCUGGCCAAGGCAGAGGACAAAUCCCGGGUUCACCGCACUAAGAAGCAGGAGGGGCCUGGCCCGGAAGACGUGCGGAAGAAGGUGCCGGCGCCCACUAGCACUGUCAGCAAGGAGGUGCCGGCCCCCGUGGCCCACCCAGCCCCAGGUGGCCCUGAGGAGCAGUGGCAGCGGGCCAUCCAUGAACGGGGGGAGGCUGUCUGCCCCACCUGCAACGUGGUUACCCGAAAGACCCUCGUGGGGCUCAAGAAGCACAUGGAGGUGUGUCAGAAGCUGCAGGACGCGCUCAAGUGCCAGCACUGCCGGAAGCAGUUCAAGUCCAAGGCUGGCCUCAACUACCACACCAUGGCUGAACACAGCACCAAGCCCUCUGACGCCGAGGCCUCGGAGGGGAGUGAGCAGGAGGAGCGGGAGCGGCUACGCAAGGUGCUGAAGCAGAUGGGGAGGCUGCGCUGCCCCCAGGAGGGCUGCGGGGCCGCCUUCUCCAGCCUCAUGGGCUACCAGUACCACCAGCGACGCUGUGGGAAGCCACCCUGUGAGGUGGACAGCCCCUCCUUCCCCUGCACCCACUGUGGCAAGACCUACCGCUCCAAGGCCGGCCACGACUACCACAUGCGCUCGGAGCACACAGCCCCACCCCCCGAGGACCCUGAGGACAAGCCUUCUGAGGCUGAGGAUCUGUUAGGUGUCGAGCGGACCCCCAGUGGCCGCAUCCGCCGCACGUCGGCCCAGGUUGCUGUGUUCCACCUGCAAGAGAUUGCAGAAGAUGAACUAGCCCGAGACUGGACCAAGCGGCGGAUGAAGGACGACCUGGUACCUGAGACCGCACGGCUCAACUACACUCGGCCAGGCCUCCCCACGCUCAACCCCCAGCUGCUGGAGGCGUGGAAGAAUGAAGUAAAGGAGAAAGGCCAUGUCAACUGUCCCAAUGAUUGCUGCGAAGCCAUCUACUCCAGUGUGUCCGGCCUCAAGGCCCACCUCGCCAGCUGCAGCAAGGGAGACCACCUGGUGGGGAAGUACUGCUGCUUGCUGUGUCCGAAGGAGUUCAGCUCCGAGAGCGGCGUCAAGUACCACAUCCUCAAGACCCACGCGGAGAAUUGGUUCCGGACUUCAGCAGACCCGCCUCCCAAACACAGGAGCCAGGAUUCGCUGGCGCCCAAGAAGGAGGAGAAGAGCCUGGCAGGCGGGAAGAAGCGGGGCCGCAAGCCCAAGGAGCGGCCCCCCGAGGAGCCUGCACCUAAGAUGCCUCCCCGCCGGGACGACUGGCCCCCGGGAGGCAGAGACAAGGGGGCCCGGGGCUCCACUGGCCGGAAGGUGGGAGCCGGCAGAGCACCUGAGAAGUGAGCAUGGUGGCUGGCAGAUGGUGGGGCCCAGUCCCCACGCUGGCCACCAAGCCCCCUCUGUCCAGGGUGAGGGUAGCUAGUUCCAGGACCUCCUGCUCUGUAGUUCUCCAUCCCCCACCCCUGCCUAUUCAUCUGUCCAGUAGGGGUAGCCAGCCCCUCUCCCCUCCCUGAAGGUGGCCCUUCCCUUGUGCAGGCUUCCACAGGGCACACCUGCACAGGGGCUCUUUGGGGAGGGAUGGUGACAGCAGCAGAAGUGCAAUAGCCUGGAGGGACGGACGUUCACGGGU